AUGGGUAAGAGAGAUCGGCACGGGGUGAAUAUCCCUGGCGCUUUGAUGGAUCAGAUCCGCGAAAGCGGCCGAUACGACCACGAUGAGCGUUUCAAACGACAAAAGAGGAAGGUCAGUCGAAGGGAAAGACGGAAGGAGCAGAGAGAACAGAAGAAGAGGAAGCGAGGGGGAGACAAGGAGGAAAGGGCGAUUAUGGAUAGAUUGAAGAACGUCAAGGGCGUUAGGGAUACAAAGAAUGGAGGUAGAAAGCAGGUGAAAAAUGGUCCGCUCAAAAUUGUGAAGGAAGAUGAGCUGGAAGCUGACGAUAGUGAUUUGAACGAAAGUGAAGAAGAAGAGUACGAAGAAUUCACAGGGUUUGACGACGACGAAGAGGAUGAGGAGCAAGAGCCUGACAAUGAUACUGAUGACUCACUUGAUGACGAGCAGAAAGACGUGAUGGCCCAGCUAAUGAAAUUGAAAGGAGCUAAAAAGGGCAACGACGUGAAGAUAGUCAAGGAGGACGAGUUACAUGAUGAGAUCGAUGAAUUGGACGGGGAAACGUCCGAUGAGGAGGAAUUUGACGAGUCGGAAGAUGAGUCGCACACAGAAUCAGAGAUUUUUCCCGAUUCAGCAACGUUUCCCAGAGCAUUUGAUAAAACAGACGACGAUCUUGAAUACUACGCAAACAAGCUUGGAAUCAAGAAAAACAGCAAGCUGAAGAAGACCGAUGAGCACGACAUCAUUGGAGGACUUUUAGACGGCUUGGAUUUCGAUGGCUCAGCAUCUGAAGCCGAGGACUCCACCACCGAAUCUCUGGACGAGGAGGACAGAGAGCUCUUGAAAGAGAUGGGCGAUUUGGAGACAUCCGAAAGCGAGUCGGAAUCAGAGACUGGUCCUUCUGUGCGCGAGAACCCUUACGUUCCUCCAGUUCCUGCUGGAAAGUAUGUUCCUCCGGCCCUGCGUCGUAAGAUGCUCGAAAAUGACGAUAGUGAAGAGAUUCAAAAAGUUAUUCGUUCUGUCAAGGGCCCCUUCAACAAGCUGUCCGAGGCAAAUUUCUUGACAGUCGUCAAUGACCUGAAUGCAUUGUAUACAGAGAAUUCGCGCCAAAUCGUCAACGAAGCUAUAAUCAAGGUGGUUUUUCAAUCGGUGCUGGUAUCUACGCCGAUGCUCGAUAGCUUUCUUGUUCUUUAUGCUGCAGUCAUUGUUGCUCUAUACCGUUUGCAGGGAGUGGGGUUUGGCGCGUAUGCCAUCCAGACGCUGGUGGAAAAAGUUUGCGAUUAUAUCAAGACAGAAAGCUCCAACAAGGAGGCAUCGAACUUGGUUGCGCUGAUUGCAUUUUGCUACGAAUUGAAUCUGCUUUCUUCCAGAUUGAUGUAUGACGUGAUUGGACAGAAGCUGAUUGAGAGUCCUACAGAAUUCAAGACAGAGCUUCUGCUAAAAUUGAUCCGAUCCUGCGGUGCAAAGCUUCGCUCGGAUGAUCCUAGCUCGCUAAAGGAAAUUGUUCUGAUUUUGAACAAGAAUGUUGGCUCGGACAUGAGCACCAGGUCGAAGUUUUUGGUGGAGACCGUUUCUAACUUGAAGAACAACAAGCUCAAGCAUCUUGAAAACGAAGCAACCUCGGGACUGGUGACUAGACUGAAAAAACAGCUGGGAAGAAUAAGGAGUGCCGAUCCCAUCAAAGUGACCUUGAGCGAUAUAGAGGAUAUCAACGAAAAAGGUAAAUGGUGGCUUGUCGGCUCUGCUUGGAAAGGAGAAGAGAAAAAGGUCGAAGAGUCUACAAAGACUGUGACCGAUGCGCUGGAUAAGUCUGAGCCAAACUGGCUGGAGCUGGCCAAACAGCAUAGAAUGAACACGGACAUCAGACGUGCCAUUUUCAUAUCCAUCAUGUCCGCCAGCGAUUACAUGGAUGCGUAUGUCAAACUAGAGAAAUUACGGCUGAAGAAGACCCAACAACGUGAAAUUCCAAGAAUUCUGAUGCAUUGUGCCUCCAUCGAGACCGUUUUCAAUCCGUAUUACGCUUUUGUCGCCAAAAAGCUUUGCGAAGACCAUGCUAUGAGAAAGACGUUCCAGUUCAACUUAUGGGAUUUGCUCAAAGAACUAGAAGGAGAAGAAUACGAAGGAUUCGAAGACACGGAGGACGAAGAUCAAAAACUGAAGAAAACAUUGAACCUUGGAAGACUGUUCGGCACUCUUGUUGGUGAAGGGUCGCUACCUCUUAACGUCUUGCGUACUAUCAAUUUCCUCACAGCUAACGAAGAUACGAAAUUGUUUGUGGAGAUUUUUAUGAUUAGUUUCUUUGACAGCGUUGGAAAGCUGUCAGAGCAGAAAAUCUUUGGUGCCGGGGACAAAAAGCACAAGACGGAAGACAUGAGAUACAACGACAAAACGAUGGUGGAGCGGAUUGAUAAAUGCAAGGAACAGCCCACGUUACUCAGAGGGUUGCAAUACUUUUUACAACAUAAGGUUAGAGAUAGCAGCUUUAUUAAAGGAAAAAAGCAGCGGUCAAGAGUCCAUUGGGGAGUCGACUCCAUGUGCGAUAUCGUAGGAGAAUUCCUUGCCUAG
Ogataea angusta is the source of this 2541-nucleotide messenger RNA. RefSeq lists its product as uncharacterized. The transcript has a single exon. The record is from RefSeq and is a predicted model, not a curated record. Gene Ontology annotation, molecular function: protein binding; RNA binding. Gene Ontology annotation, biological process: ribosomal small subunit biogenesis. Lineage: Eukaryota; Fungi; Ascomycota; Pichiomycetes; Pichiales; Pichiaceae. Gene Ontology annotation, cellular component: nucleolus. The coding region runs from base 1 to 2541 and encodes 846 amino acids.